This is a messenger RNA of Gymnogyps californianus (California condor), 1891 nucleotides long. It is a transcript of the gene CREM, whose product is annotated as cAMP responsive element modulator. Gene Ontology annotation, cellular component: ATF4-CREB1 transcription factor complex; nucleus. The transcript has 11 exons. Gene Ontology annotation, biological process: regulation of transcription by RNA polymerase II. The record is from RefSeq and is a predicted model, not a curated record. Gene Ontology annotation, molecular function: DNA-binding transcription factor activity, RNA polymerase II-specific; protein binding; RNA polymerase II cis-regulatory region sequence-specific DNA binding. The coding region runs from base 241 to 1314 and encodes 357 amino acids. NCBI's taxonomy places the organism in Eukaryota, Metazoa, Chordata, Aves, Accipitriformes, Cathartidae.
CGGCUCCGCCCGGCCCAAUCCCCCCCACCCCCUGUGACGGGGGCAGCACGUACAGGGCGGCGGGAAGAGAUUGCAAUGAAUAUGUUGCCAGUACCUAUGCAUUAUUUAAUCUUCCUUGGUGUGUGAGCUGUUCUGAAGCUUAUGGAGGCAUUCUUACAUGAACCAGUGCAGGGUUUGGUAGGAGAGAAAGGGAGCUGAAGAGAGAACCAAGCUCUUGUUUUAAAACACGCACCUUCCAUUAUGACUAAGUGUGCCAAGAAAUAUGGAAAAGCAACUGUCAGACAGAUGACCAUGGAAAUGGUUGAAUCGCAACAGGGUGACAAUGCAGUGGAUUCUGUGCCAGAGAGAGAUGCUGGUCACCUUCAGAAUCAGCCAGGCCGAAGUCAGAUUUCCCCGGGAUCUGAGGUUUCUGUAGCUGCAUCAAGUGCUGGAAGAGGAUCUCCAGCUGUAACUCUAGUGCAGUUGCCUUCUGGUCAAACUGUUCAUGUCCAGGGUGUUAUUCAAGCCACACAGCCCUCAGUCAUUCAGUCACCACACAUGCAAGCUGUUCAGGUAGCAUCGAUUGCAGGUGAAUCUGCUGAAUCAGAAGGGAUAAUUGAUUCUCAGAAACGUAGGGAAAUACUUUCAAGAAGGCCUUCGUACCGAAAAAUUUUGAAUGAACUCUCAUCAGAUGCUCCUGCAGUACCGAAGAUUGAAGAAGAAGAAAAGUCAGAAGAUGAAGGAGUGCCUUCUGGAAUUUCUGCAAUGGCCAUGCCUACCAGCCUGUAUCAUACUAACACAGGGCAAUACAUUACUAUAACUCAAGGUGGUACAAUCCAGAUUUCUAAUCCAGCCUCUGAUGGUGUCCAUGGACUACAGACAUUAACAAUGACAAAUUCAGGAGCUCCUCAGCCAGGUGCUACCAUUGUGCAAUAUGCAGGACAAUCACCUGAUGGCUCACAACAGUUUUUUGUUCCUGGAAGCCAAGUUGUUGUUCAAGAUAGGGACUCACUUUUGUUAAGCCAUGUUGCAGCUGCCACUGGAGACAUGCCAGCUUACCAGAUUCGAACUCCCACUACUACCUUACCUCAGGGAGUGGUAAUGGCAGGCUCACCAGGGACUUUGCAUAGCCCUCAGCAACUGGCAGAAGAGGCAACACGCAAGAGAGAGCUGAGACUUAUGAAAAAUAGGGAAGCUGCUAAAGAAUGUCGACGUCGGAAGAAAGAAUACAUAAAAUGUCUGGAGAGUCGUGUUGCAGUGCUAGAAGUUCAGAACAAGAAACUUAUAGAGGAGCUUGAAACCCUAAAAGACAUUUGCUCUUCCAAAACAGAUUAGUAAAAAUAUUUAUUAUACUGUGAACUGACUAAAAUAUGUCCAUUUUGCUUUAUAAGGCAAUACAUAGCCAACAUGAAUUAUGGCUUUCUCUUUGUGUCAUUUAUAUUAUAUUCCAACUCCUAACAUUCCUGAAAUGCUUUCCUGCUUUUUGUCAAUUCAUAGCUCUAAUUUCAGGUUUUUCAUGCUCCUCCCUUCCAUCUCCCAAGGAGCCAAAUGUUAAAAAAAUGUAACAAAGUAAAAAAAGCGCAUAAUUUCUAAGAGCUGUUUCUUUGCCAUAUAUUUACAUACUACUUUUUACAUGUUACUGAGUGUCCUGCACAUACAAAAUAUUUUACAGUUGUUUUAGAUGAAUCAUAAAGAUAAUGCAUCCAGUAAUACAAGAAAAUCAAACAACCCAAGGUAUCUCAGGAAAGAGUUUAUAAAAGAAUGUUAUGAUUACAUGUAUGUACUAGCAUACUAGUCUACAGAUGAUUUUAUGGCAUAUUUUUAUAUUAGUUGCUUUGUGGAAAAAAGUAUUGUAUUGCUGUCACUGAGUGCCAUGGUUAAAGAUAGUUUUUAAUAGAACCAUGUUGUUUAA